This is a messenger RNA of Salvia miltiorrhiza (redroot sage), 1156 nucleotides long. RefSeq lists its product as uncharacterized. NCBI's taxonomy places the organism in Eukaryota, Viridiplantae, Streptophyta, Magnoliopsida, Lamiales, Lamiaceae. The record is from RefSeq and is a predicted model, not a curated record. Gene Ontology annotation, biological process: protein folding. Gene Ontology annotation, cellular component: cytoplasm. The transcript has 4 exons. Bases 164 to 910 code for a protein of 248 amino acids.
GAAAAAAAUAUACAUAACGGAUGGAGUUAUGUAGUGGUUUCGAAAAUUUGGGGCAUUUAAAAAGAUUGGGCCACACUCAGACUCAGGUGAGGUGGUAAAGAAAAUUAAAAUCUUAUACAACUGCUGAAUAAAGUGGGCGGGGGAGCUGCGAAGAUCCACAUCAAUGGCGGAUUACCAUUUCGUGUACAAGGAUUUGGAAGGGGCUUCCACGCAAUGGGACGAUAUUCAGAGGAAACUCGGAAAUCUGCCGGAGAAGGCGCCGGUAUUCAAGCCGCCGUCUUUCACCCCGGCCGAGGACGAGGAUUCCAAGCCCAAGAAUAGGACCUGGAUCGACGGCAAAACCGAGGAGGAGCUUGAAGAUCUCGAAGAUGAUCUCGACGAUGAUCGCUUCCUCGAGGAGUACAGGAAGAAAAGGUUGGUUGAGAUGAGGGAAGCAGCUAAGAUAGCAAAGUUUGGUUCAGUGAUUCCAAUUUCAGGAUCUGAUUUUGUCCGUGAAGUUUCACAAGCUCCUCAAGACGUUUGGGUUGUUGUGUUGCUCUACAAAGAUGGAUUCCCAGAGUGCAGGGUGCUUUUGCAAUGUCUUGAAGAUUUGGCGAAAAGAUACCCUGCAACAAAGUUCGUAAAAAUUAUAUCAACAGAGUGCAUUCCCAACUAUCCUGAUCGUAAUCUUCCCACUGUUCUGGUGUACAAUAAUAGUGCUGUUAAGGCAACUCACACGGGGAUACACAGUUUUGGGCGGAGGUGCACUUCUGAAAGUGUAGCCUUAGUUCUAUGUCAGUCGGAUCCCGUGCUCAAUGACGGGCAUGGUGGAGAGCAAUCGAGAGAUGCUGUUCUUGACGGGGUGAGGAAGAAGUUUCUGGAGAGGGUUGUUAGAGAGCGCGAAGAUGACGAUGGAUCUUCAAGCGAUUGAUUUACCAUGUUUGCUCUGCAGAGGAGCUUCUUUUUGGCUCUCAGUAGAAACGUAAUUCUCCAUCUUCAGGUGAUUGAUUUGCAUGUUCACUCUGCAGAGGGGUUUCGUUUUUGCUCUCUCAAUGUAAUUCUGCAUGACAAUCACUCUAUUGUGUAGGGAAACUUCUUGUAUCCACUUAUCCAUAUGUUGUAAGGAUGGGAAUUUAUGUGAGUGUUUAAGCAGUAAUUAUGCAAGUUUUGUUUCAAA